Molecule: messenger RNA, 2145 nt
Organism: Protopterus annectens (West African lungfish)
Lineage: Eukaryota; Metazoa; Chordata; Ceratodontiformes; Protopteridae
Exons: 11
Coding region: 1-2145 (714 amino acids)
Source: RefSeq, a predicted model, not a curated record
AUGGAACAUGAGAAAACCAUUAAGGAACGCAAAAUUAAGAAGUUCCAUCGGGACUACUCAGAUUAUCAACGGGGCAAACCUUUUGAGGAUGCUGUCUCAAAGAAAAUGAAUGUUGCAGACAAACAUGAUUUGCAGAAGACUCAAGAGAGCCAGGAUGCUGGAAACAUUUCUAGUAGAAGGCUACCAGAGGCUAGAACUACUUCUUGCCAAAGGGAACCAGAGGCUCAAACUGUACACAGUGCAAUCAACAAAUAUAAACUCCAGCCAUUGGAAGAAAAGGGUCAAGAUAAUGCAUGCAACAGAGAAGAUGGCAACCAAAAUGAUGUUGUUUCAGAGAAACUGGAUGCUACAGGCAAAAAUAAUUUACAGGGGAAUCAAGAGAUACGAGAUGAUGUGAUCACUUACAACACAAGAGAACCAGACCCUCAGACUGCACACAGUGCCAUCAACAAUGCAAAUCUUCAGUCCCUGGAAGAAAAAGGUCAAGAUAGUUUAAUCAGCACAGACAAUGGCAGCCUAAUUGUAAGUGCUAGUGCAGUCAAUGCAUUUGUUUACUUUAACAACACUGAAUGUGAACACAAGUUCCAUGUGAAUGUGGUUAUGGUUAAUCUUGUGAAAGAUGCUGUCUCAAAGAAAAUGAAUGUUGCAGACAAACAUGAUUUGCAGAAGAAUCAAGAGAGCCAGGACGCUGGAAACAUUUCUAGUAGAAGGCUACCAGAAGCACAGACUACUUCAAUCCAAAGAGAACCAGAGGUUCAGUCUGCACACGGUGCAAUCAACAAUGAGAAACUCCAGCCUUUGGAAGAAAAGUGUCAAGAUAAUGCAUGCAACUCACAAUAUGACAACCAAAAUGACGCUGUGUCUAUGAAAAUGAAUGUUGCAGACAAACAUGAUUUGCAGAAGAAUCAAGAGAGCCAGGAUGCUGGAAGCAUUUCUAGCAGAAGGCUACCAGAGGCUAGAACUGUUUCCAGCCAAAGGAAACCAGAGUCUCAAACUGUACACAGUGCAAACAACAAUGAUAAACUCCAGCCAUUGGAAGAAAAGGGUCGAAAUAAUGCAAGCAAUGGGGAAGAUGGCAACCAAAAUGAUGUUGUUUCAGAGAAACUGGAUGCUACAGACAAAAAUAACUUACAGGGGAAUCAAGAGAUCCAAGAUGAUGUGAUCACUUGCAACACAAGAGAACCAGAGCCUCAGACUGCACACAGUGCCAUCAACAAUGCAAAUCUUCAGUCCCUGGAAGAAAAAUAUCAAGAUAGUUUAAUCAGAACACAAAAUGGCAGCCUAAUUAAAACUGCAGAUGCCAACCAUCCAUCAAAAAAUUUGGAUGCUGGAAGAAUCCAGACUGAUGAUGUCAUUACCUGCGUAACUAAUGAAAACAGUAACAGCAGUAAGUCACAUGUUAUGGAAGGAGAUGACAUACCCACUAGUACACAUAAUCUGAAAUCUGGAAACAAAGAUGAACAGAAGAGGAACAUGAACAACACUGAUGAAAAACAAUCAACACAAAACCAAGUAUUAGAAUCAGUGAACAGACUUGAGGAUUCUCAAAGAGAUAUGAUGCCUCCCACUAAUGUUACAGGACUGCCAUCACAAAAUAAAAAGGAAAAGGAAGUUAACAGUCAUGUGGUCAGUGAAUGUAGUACAGAAGCAGUCAAUAAGGAGCCAACCACCAAUGAGAAGAUACUGAAAACUAUAGAUGUCAGCCAUCCAUCAAACAAUAUGGAUGCCAGCAGAAUCCAGAUUGAUGAUGUCAUUACCUGUGCAACUAAUGAAAGCAGUAACAGCAGUAAGUCACAUGUUAUGGAAGGAGAUGACAUACCCACUGGUACACAUAAUCUGCAAUCUGGAAACAAAGAUGAACAGAAGAGGAACAUGAACAACACUGAUGAAAAAACUACAGAUGUCAGCCAUGUAUCAAAGGACAUGGACAGUGGAAAAACUCUGACUGGUGAUGUCAUAACCAGCACGACAAAGGAAAGCACUGACAGCACUAACUCACAGGCUGCGGAGGCAGAUGGCAUGCUCAGUAGUACAUGUAACCUACAGUCUGGAAACAACGAUGAUCAGAAGAGGAACAGGAACAACACUAAUGAAGUAAAUCUUAUUUUCAGCUUUGACUUAUUUAUAUUACUUAAAGUAUCUUAA